Messenger RNA from Penicillium cinerascens, 1326 nucleotides. RefSeq names its product UDP-N-acetylglucosamine 1-carboxyvinyltransferase family protein (gene udpA). Gene Ontology annotation, molecular function: UDP-N-acetylglucosamine 1-carboxyvinyltransferase activity. The coding region runs from base 1 to 1326 and encodes 441 amino acids. NCBI's taxonomy places the organism in Eukaryota, Fungi, Ascomycota, Eurotiomycetes, Eurotiales, Aspergillaceae. The record is from RefSeq and is a predicted model, not a curated record. The transcript has a single exon. Gene Ontology annotation, biological process: peptidoglycan biosynthetic process; UDP-N-acetylgalactosamine biosynthetic process.
AUGACAAGCGUUAUAACUAUCAAAGGCGGUCAUCAUGUUUCGGGAGAUAUACACGUCUCUGGCUCGAAAAACGCCGGGCUAGCCCUGAUGGCCGCAUCUCUACUUGCGUCCGGGCAAAGUACACUUGAAGGGAUUCCACCCUUGUCUGAUAUCGGCAACAUGGGCCGGAUUUGUCAAUCUUUGGGCGCAAAUAUCACACGCACGUCUGAUUCUUUGCAGAUCGACACGACGAAUCUAGGCGGUCGGGACGUCCCAGACAGGCUCACGCGAUCACUACGAGCCUCGAUCUUGACACUGGGUCCCCUCAUUGCGCGCUUUGGAUUUGCAAAACUCUGUCUCCCGGGAGGGUGUUUAAUUGGAACACGGCCAAUCGAGGAGCAUUUAAAAGGGUUGGAGAAAAUGGGAGCUCGGCUCAGUGUCACGGAGGGGUCCGUUGAGGCUUAUGCUCCUUUGGGAUUACAUGGGGCCACCAUUCAGAUGCAGACCCCGUCCGUGACAGGGACUAUGAACUUGAUGAUGGCAGCAUGUCUAGCCUCCGGAGUGACGUAUAUCUACAAUCCAGCUCGUGAACCCGAGGUGACAGAUCUGGCCAACUGUCUCAUCAGCAUGGGCGCGGUGAUACAAGGAGUGGGGGCUGAUCCCAUCACAAUUGUCGGCUGUGAUAAGCCCCUCCUCCCCUAUCAAUACAAGGUCAUGGAAGACCGAAUCGAAGCAGGAACAUUUCUGAUUCUCGGAGCAAUGGCUGGAAAUCCUCUCGCAGUGCAUAACUGUACUUCUAAAUACCAGACCGCACUGAUAGAAAAGCUGCGUGCAAUCGGUGCUCGGGUCGAUAUCAAGGAAAACUCGAUAAUCGUCCACAAAGCUAUAUGCCCCAUAGCGGUGGACAUCCAGACGGGCCCAUACCCUGCCUACCCAACAGACCUUCAACCGCAAUUCAUGGCACUGCUGUCAAUAGCGGAGGGCAAGUCUCGAAUCACUGAGACGGUCUUCGAGGAGCGCUUUAACCAAUCUGCUGGACUAAUCGCCAUGGGAGCGAAUAUAUGUGUCGAUGGGGAAGACGCUGUGAUAUCGGGUGUGAGAGGGCUAUCCGGGAGAAUGGUAGCUGCUACGGAUUUACGGGCCGGGGCUAGUCUAGUUAUUGCGGCCAUCGCCGCAAAGGGGGUCACAGUUAUUUCAGGCACCCAGCAUAUUGAUAGAGGGUAUUAUGGGCUACAGAGCAAAUUGGAGAAGAUUGGUGUGAGCGUGAAGCGGUCUCAUAGUUUCGAUGAAAGGCCCGGGAAAAUAGAGCCUCGGAUAGCCGUUUCGGCUCUCUGCUUAAAGGCAUAA